Molecule: messenger RNA, 822 nt
Organism: Lactuca virosa
Lineage: Eukaryota; Viridiplantae; Streptophyta; Magnoliopsida; Asterales; Asteraceae
Source: the annotation of a GenBank genome assembly
AUGACCAAUUCAAAGGAUGAUACUCCAACCACCUGCUUCUCCUCCAUCCUCCGCCGUCUACUAUGCACCGGUGGCCUCCCAACCCAUCCCUCCUCCGACACCGACAACCCCGAAGGGUCAACUCGUCUGCUUUCCAGAACUGAUUUAUCAAUCAAACAUCAACCUUCGUCCCCCACACGUUCCACCAUCCCAGCUGGUAUAGUAGCAAGACUUAUGGGCCUCGACUCCAUCCCCAAAUCUCCUCAUACCACAGUCAUGCGUAAAAGCAGGGAAGUCCCCACAUUCUUGCGAACUUCACAUAACCAUGUCCAUGGAAAAGUUGAUCCAGUUCGAAAAUCUGAGAUGGGUUUGUUUCCAAUAGAAGAGAAGUCACAGAAUUUGAACAAGAAGAAGAAAGUUCAAAGUCAAAAGCAAAAUUUGAAAAUAAAGAGCGAAGAAUCAGUGUCUUGUGGGCAAGGGAAGUGCAGAAUAAGGAAGAAGGAAGUACUGAAUGCUGCUAAGAAGAAAGUGAUUGAUGAUGAAUUUCCAGAAGAACAGAAGAAGAAAAACUGCAAAUCAAGAAAGAGAACGUACAAUCAUCCAUUACCAAAGAUGGGGAAACAUGACAGAAAAGCCAAGAAGAAGGUAAUGUUAAAGAGGAAAGAAAGUGAGUACAGUGAAGAGUACUGCAUUAAAGUGUUAAUGGAAGUUUGUAGGCUAACUAGGGAUGAGACCAAUGGGAGUGUUUGGGUAGUUAAUACUAAUCUACAAGACAUAAGCUACGAGAUAGGCCAAGAAAUCCUUCAAGUGCUUGUGUACGAAAUGAUUGAUGAGUUAUUGUAG